This is a messenger RNA of Capsella rubella, 893 nucleotides long. RefSeq names its product membrane steroid-binding protein 1. The transcript has 2 exons. Gene Ontology annotation, cellular component: membrane; endomembrane system. Lineage: Eukaryota; Viridiplantae; Streptophyta; Magnoliopsida; Brassicales; Brassicaceae. Bases 100 to 759 code for a protein of 219 amino acids. The record is from RefSeq and is a predicted model, not a curated record.
CCUCAACCAAUAUCUCUAUUUAACACAAAAAUCAGAUAAAAGUGAAACCUUUUUCAACAAACAGUGUGAAUCAGUGAUCUUUCUCUCUCAGUCUCAGCCAUGGCGCUACACCUAUGGCAAACUCUCAAAGAAGCAAUCCAUGCUUACACAGGUCUCUCUCCUGUAGUCUUCUUCACCGCCCUUGCUCUCGCCUUUGCCAUUUACCAAGUCGUAUCAGGCUGGUUCGCCUCACCGUUCGAUGAUGUUCGUAGACAUCAGAGAGCUAGAUCGUUGGCUCAAGAAGAGGAGCCACCGAUUCCUCAGCCUGUUCAAGUGGGUGAGAUCACAGAGGAGGAACUUAAACAGUAUGAUGGCUCUGAUCCCCAAAAGCCCCUUCUUAUGGCUAUCAAACAUCAGAUCUAUGAUGUAACACAGAGCAGGAUGUUCUACGGACCAGGAGGACCAUAUGCUUUGUUUGCAGGGAAAGAUGCUAGUCGAGCUCUUGCAAAGAUGUCGUUUGAGGAGAAAGACUUGACUUGGGAUAUCUCUGGUCUUGGUCCUUUUGAGCUAGAAGCUCUUCAAGACUGGGAGUACAAGUUCAUGAGCAAGUAUGCCAAGGUUGGUACUGUCAAAGUGACCAGUUCAGAACCUGAAACCGCAUCUGUGUCUGAACCUGUAGAAACCAGUGAUCGAGAUGCUCAUGUAACCACAACGCCUGAGAAGACCGUUGUGGAGAAGACUGAUGAAGCUCCUGCUGAGAGUGAUUUGAAGAAAGGAUAGAGUCCAUUUCGGAUAUAUGCUCUGAUUUGUCAUAGAGACCAGUUUUAUAAAAGGAUUGUAGAAUCUCUUAUGUUGAUGUAUCAAUGAAUAAUCUUGCUGAUUAAUGAUAACUCUUGAGUUUAUCCUUGUGUUUA